AGAAUUUUAUCUUCUUAAGAAGAAAGAAAAUCAAAACAAAGUAAAAUGACAGUACUUCUCCGCUGCUCUUGCUUCCAUCCCCGCCCAUACUCCGCCGUUCCUCCUCCACCGUCCGAUCACAUCAUCUCCGGCAAUACCCAGCUCCCCGGGAAUUUGGAUUCAGUUCUUUUGAAAGUUGAGAACUUUUCUUCAUUAAGAGAAGUUUCUAGUUUGUUGCCUGUUUUUCGGUUUAAAGAUGGAUUGCAAAUGUCGCCUUUUCAUCGACAAUUCUUUCCAAAUUUAUCAGCUCAUCAGGAAAACUCAAAAUUAAGAUCCUCAGUGACGGCAUUUCUUGUUAGUAAUGCUUUGAUGUGGACUGCCCCUUUUGAGGCUUUGGCUGAAACCUGUGAAGCUGAUAACUCCAUUUUCAGUAUGCCACUACUGCUAUUUGUGGCUCUUGUAGGAGCCACUGUUGGAGGGUUGCUCGCUCGACAGAGGAAAGGGGAGUUGCAAAGGCUGAAUGAACAAUUGCGCCAGAUCAAUGCAGCUUUAAGAAGGCAGGCUAAAAUUGAAUCAUAUGCUCCCACCUUGAGUUAUGCUCCUGUCGGAAGUCGUAUACUAGAAGAAGAGGAAGUGAUUGUUGAUCCGAGAAAGCAUGAGUUAAUUUCUAAGUUAAAAAGCGGAAAGAAUUUUUUGAGGAAUCAAGAUCCGGAGAAGGCAUAUGUAGAGUUUAAGACGGCUCUUGAGCUUGCUCAGAGUCUGAAGGAUCCAACAGAGCAAAAGAAGGCUGCAAGAGGCUUAGGGAGCUCGUUGCAAAGGCAGGGUAAGUAUCGUGAAGCCAUUAAAUAUCAUUCGAUGGUUCUUGCCAUCUCCGAAAGCGCAGGAGAAGACUCUGGAAACACUGAAGCAUGCGGGGCAAUAGCUGAUUGCUAUACUGAACUUGGUGAUCUUGAACAAGCUGGGAGAUUUUAUGACAAGUACAUUGACGGAUUAUCAAAAGACUAAUCUGUUUGUUGCCUCAUACUUUCAUAGUUUCAUCCUUUUGAGUGUAGUAGAUCUUGUUUGUUAUCAUAGGCUGUGCAAGCAUUACAGACCUGAGUUUUUUUUAUCAAUUCGACCUUUCAAUAUGACAAAAUCCGUGACUACCUCAUAUCAGCUCAUUCGAUCAGGGGUGCAUUCAUUAUGCUCCAAUUGAACUAUGAAUUUAAUUUUGUUUUAAUUUUUUA
Molecule: messenger RNA, 1205 nt
Organism: Mercurialis annua (annual mercury)
Lineage: Eukaryota; Viridiplantae; Streptophyta; Magnoliopsida; Malpighiales; Euphorbiaceae
Product: protein FLUORESCENT IN BLUE LIGHT, chloroplastic
Exons: 5
Coding region: 46-984 (312 amino acids)
Biological process (GO): chlorophyll biosynthetic process
Molecular function (GO): protein binding
Source: RefSeq, a predicted model, not a curated record